AUGCACGAGGUACUAAGAGGUCUGCUAUUUGCCAUUUCUUACGUUGUCUUUGCUGCUGUCGGAGUUUCAGCUAACUUGGCAAUAAUUAUCGUACUUUUGCGAAGAAGAUGCGGCCUCUCAGGAUGUAUGACUUAUUAUCUAAUGUCUAUGGCGGCGACGGAUCUCCUGGUUUUAGUCACGAUUGUGAUAUUAAAUCGGAUCACUGGAAUUUAUUUCCCAUUCACCUUCCUCUCUAUCACACCCAUCUGCAGUUUUCGUGCAGCUGUAAAUUUUGCAGUCAUUGACAGUUCUGUCUGGUUAACCGUGGCUUUCACCUUUGAUCGUUUUAUUGCCAUUUGUUGGCAGAAGCUGAAAAUUAAAUAUUGCACUGAGAAGAUGGCAGCAUGGGUGAUAGGAAUUGUGUCAGCACUGUCUUGUGGAAAAAAUAUCGCCACAUAUUUUAUGUAUGAACCUGUAUACAUUAUUAACAAUCGACCCUGGUUCUGUGCUGUAAAGGCAACAUACUACAUAUCCUUGGCAUGGGCUGCAUACGACUGGAUUCGAUCAAUUUUAACACCUUGUCUCCCAUUCAUUCUGAUUUUGCUUCUCAAUGCUUUAACCAUCAGACACAUUCUUGCAGCAAUUGCAUCUCGCAGGAGGCUGCGGUCCCAGAGGACUGGAGAGAACCAGGGUGACCCAGAGAUAGAGAAGCGAAGGGAGUCCAUUGUUUUCCUGUUUGCCAUCUCGGGCAGUUUCAUUCCGCUAUAUUUGGUAUUUGUUGUAAUGAUCCUCUAUGUCCGAAUAGCGAAUGUCACAUAUUCCUCAGGUUCAGAUGCAAGUGAUCCCAUCUUUAUUCUUCAACAAUGCGGAUACAUGCUUCAGUUAUUGAGUUCAUGCAUAAACCCUUUUAUUUAUGCAGGAACACAGA
Molecule: messenger RNA, 907 nt
Organism: Chiloscyllium plagiosum (whitespotted bambooshark)
Lineage: Eukaryota; Metazoa; Chordata; Chondrichthyes; Orectolobiformes; Hemiscylliidae
Source: RefSeq, a predicted model, not a curated record